AUGUUUCUGACACUACCAAACCUACAGGCGCCCGAUAGCUCUCCAACCUUUCCUGCUGGACCUUGGUCGCGUGUGCGUCGUGCAGACACAGAUCCGGAGAUCUCUGAUAAUCAGGCUUGCCAGAAGAAACGUAAAUAUCCUGAGAACACAGCACCUCUACGCUCUGUCAACGGUCAAGUCGUCCUAGCAGCACAUCGUUUGGAGAAGGUAGGGCGCGCGAAGAUCGAUCUGCACGAGACUCAACUGGCUGUCGAUGGCCGCCAACGGAUGAUCCGCCACGCAGCCGCGAGGCUUCGAAGUGGUGAUGUUGCGAGAGAGGCCACUGGCUCAACCACAACUGAUCGGUGGGAAAAAGACGCGCUCAAAGAAAUGUUUGGGAUCGACACGGAUUCGUCAGACAACAGGGAAGACUCCGACUUCGAAGACAAGGCUCCGAUUCCAAGUGAAGAAGGAAGUGAAGGGCUCUCAAAGGAAGAUGAAAGUGGCAGCGACAGUGAACCUGUCGUGGAAGAUGGGGGUUCGUCACAAGAGAGCGGUAGUUCAGCAGAGUCAAGCAUCAGCGAAGUUGCGAGUUCAAGUAAAGAGCUACCAAAUCUACACCGAAUCUCACGACACAGUGAACGCAAGGGCUACGUGGAAACGCUGAACCUAAGCGUAAGUCGGGUACCCGGAGAAGUGUUGGAUGGUCACCAACUACUCGACUUCCGCGGAAAUCUAUGGCUCCACACUACAUCGAUACUGAUAUCCAUGAUGGUGUUGCGGUCACAACACCAAGGGGUCGGUAUUAUUAAUCCGAGCAACCAGGAGUUCACACUGCCGGAUCAAAGGCGCCGUAUUGCUGGUGGGUAUGGGGCGGCGAACCAGACGAACGACCGGGUCACCGGCAUAUUCCACAUCCAGAACCACUGGGUCGCAUACUUGGUGAACAGAAGGAUCAACUCUACUACGAACAAAGCGACAUGUUUCAUGUUCGACCCGAUGCAAAGUGAGUGGAACUACGCCAUUAUUGAAAAGAGGGUGCGUGGUGUCAUUGAGGAGCUUCUGGAACUGAUGGACGCAGUUGUCUACAGUAAGGUCAAGUGGUGUAGGCAGCAGGACGGCAGCUCGUGUGGAGUGUGGUGCAUUGCAGUGCUGGAAAUGAUGCUGAAUAACGCGCCGUGCCGUAUCAUGCAGUUGCCAGUUUCCAAUGUAGGUUAA
Molecule: messenger RNA, 1197 nt
Organism: Phytophthora nicotianae INRA-310
Lineage: Eukaryota; Oomycota; Peronosporomycetes; Peronosporales; Peronosporaceae
Exons: 3
Coding region: 1-1197 (398 amino acids)
Biological process (GO): proteolysis
Molecular function (GO): cysteine-type peptidase activity
Source: RefSeq, a predicted model, not a curated record